Messenger RNA from Cajanus cajan (pigeon pea), 934 nucleotides. RefSeq names its product elongation factor. Lineage: Eukaryota; Viridiplantae; Streptophyta; Magnoliopsida; Fabales; Fabaceae. The record is from RefSeq and is a predicted model, not a curated record.
CCACACACAGAGGCACGUGCACGUCGUAAUCCGAGCGACACCUCACAGCUCAUCACGCGAUCAAGAGGUGGACACGUGUCACGGCCACGACGGCACUGUCGGUUGCAAGCCGUUGAAGCAUGAGUUUAUGAACACAACAACAACCUCGUUCCGUUCCUCACAACGCAACCGUCCCUCGUUGAGUUGUCCCUCCCUUUUGCCGAGGAACCAACAACCUCACCCUCUUCACACGUUUCCGCGGCGAAAGAUGGAGGAGAUGAACAUUUCUCGGCGAGUGGAGUGGUGGCAGAGCAUGAUGUACCCCGUUCGAAGGGCUUGGCUCGGCGUCGCCACGCGCCUUGGAGUUCGCAAAAAUGGGUUACUGGAUCUACGACAAGACGUGAGGGCAUGCGAAUAUGAGGACAUUCAAGUGAUGUGGGAGAUGCUAAAUAGAAGCGAAUCAGAGUUUGGUCAUUCUUCUGUAAAAGGCAACAAGAAGAGGCAUUGCCGGAAAUUGCUGAGGUGGGCAAGGUGUGCUCCAUACAUGUACGGUGACUGAGCAUGCUGUUGUGACAUGUGAGUGUUUCUCUUCGCAGAAAAUUCCAACCUAUGACGUGUUGCUGUGGCUUAUGCUUCAAUAUGGAAUAAAGGGUUCUGAGGGGUUAGUGUAGAACACGGUUCUCCUCUCCUCUUAAUCAACCAACUCAACCAUCUGUAGAUAUAUAUAUAUAUAAAUAUCAACCGCAUCAUCCACCAAGUCGAUGUAAUGUCAACAUUGUAUGUGUAGUUUGUGUUGUGUUUCAUCAUCAUCUUGGUAUGUUCGGACGUUCAUGUAUUGCUUUUAGAGAUCCAUGAAUCGUGUCUCAAGCUUUCAGGCUUCAGCUUAGUUUUGUAUCAGAAACUAUCUGCAUUCAGCAGAAGGUAUAUAUAUAAAUAUGUGUAACUAUUAUAAAUA